Exophiala mesophila is the source of this 1981-nucleotide messenger RNA. RefSeq lists its product as uncharacterized. The coding region runs from base 264 to 1031 and encodes 255 amino acids. Gene Ontology annotation, biological process: endoplasmic reticulum unfolded protein response. NCBI's taxonomy places the organism in Eukaryota, Fungi, Ascomycota, Eurotiomycetes, Chaetothyriales, Herpotrichiellaceae. Gene Ontology annotation, cellular component: Hrd1p ubiquitin ligase ERAD-L complex; endoplasmic reticulum membrane. The transcript has 2 exons. The record is from RefSeq and is a predicted model, not a curated record. Gene Ontology annotation, molecular function: ubiquitin-specific protease binding; misfolded protein binding.
CCGAACAAACGACACUUCAUUACAAAAGGCCACUUGUUGUAUAUGACCAGCGUUGUCAUCCUCACACGAACCUCUCCAUCCCAAUCCUAUUGUCCAUUCUGAUCCGCCGACAAAUAUCAUCAUGAUACCUCGAAUUCUCGUUCAUCCAUCUUAACACAGUCGCUACCUUUAUCUGUCUAGAGUGAUUCCUCAAUUCGAAUCCCCGAUUCCCUCAUCGAAUUCUCCCGAUUAUUCAACCUUUCUUCCAAGUCGUCGCCUAGAUCAUGGCUGCUAUGCUCGGAGGAGGAGCAGGAGGAGGAGAUGACGCGUUGGGCCAGUUGGGACAAUUUCCUCUCGAGCAGUGGUUCUUUGAGAUGCCACCAUGCACCCGUUAUUGGACCACCGCCACCGUUGUCACAUCGAUUCUCCUGCAAUGCAAGGUCAUCACACCCUUUCAAUUGUUUUAUUCCUUCAGAGCGGUUUACUAUAAAUCUCAGUAUUGGCGGUUGAUAACCACCUUCAUUUAUUUUGGUCCGCCGUCCUUGGAUUUGGCGUUUCAUGUUUUCUUUCUUCAAAGAUACUCUAGACUACUAGAACAAGGCUCGGGGCCUUCUCCUGCCGUCUUUUCAUGGCUCCUGGUCUAUGCCUGCACCUCGCUGCUGGCUCUCAGCUCUCUUACCACCUCCAUACCCUUUCUCGGCUCCUCGCUCUCGAGCACUCUGGUCUACAUCUGGUCGAGAAGAAAUCCUGAUACUCGCCUCAGCUUCCUUGGAAUACUUGUUUUCACAGCGCCGUACCUUCCCUGGGUCCUCAUGGCCUUCAACAUGUUUAUGCAUGGCACGAUCCCAAAAGAUGAGAUCUUGGGCGUCAUUGUGGGACACGUCUACUAUUUCUUUGCCGAUGUUUGGCCAGGCCUACACGAGGGCCAGCGCCCAAUGGAUCCACCAGAAUGGUGGGUGAGACUAUUCGAGGGACGGCGGGGGGAGACUGCUGCAAGGGAUAUCGAUGGUGACAUGGCAGUUGCCGCUGCUCGCCCUGCUGAAGUACAUUGAGACGAGCCAGAGCCAUCUAGCGCUUAAUCAAUUGUAUUGAAGUAGUCCUGUCGCUGCAUCUCUUGACCUCUUGCAGUACUGUCACUCUUGGAACGAACUGUGCCACUACGGAAUUCAUCGUUAUCGUCUAUGAACACCGCGCUCCCAUGCUAAAUCACUGCUACUCAAGCAGCCUUUCACCCGACAGGCUCAAACUCUUCAGCGUCUGGACUACAUAUUCACACAAGGUGACCGUCAACGAACUUAGAAUCGUGGCUAUACCACCGUUGUUCGCCACUUCAAUUUAUCUCAACACUCAAGACCAGAUAGAAAAGCGGGAUCAGCCGCGAAGGAUUUCGAUCAGGCCAAUUGAAAAUCACGAUGCUUGUGGAUUGCUUUCGCUCUCUGAUCCGAUGAGAGCCAACAGAAAGAGGAGGUGGUUAGAGUUGUGAUAGGUGCGACUCGCCAGGAUCCACUAUAUGGGCCGAUAAACGUCACAUGUUCAAGGAGAAGACCUCGUUGUUCAAACUCUGGUUGACUGGUUAUUGUUGGGCAAAUUUUGUGUGCAAGAGGAUAAGUUACAAUCGUAACAGCACGAGUUGGAUUCCAUUCAAGUUGAUGGAGUUGUUGAGCCACCGAGGCCCAAACAGAAUGAGCGAGCAUCUUUCGGUCAUGAUGCUGAGGAACCACCAUGUCACGAAAUCUUCUAGCUUUCUUCUCUCUUGGUCAGGAUCCAACAAUGCACGAUCCAGCCUCCUUGCGAUCAUUUGGAAACAUGAUCGUAUUGGAUACCAUUACCUGGUCGUUGACUUUCAAGACUGGUUGUGCUCACGCAUGAGUCCUCUGACCAUGGUGAUCUGACGAAUUAGCUCGCAUGGAUCUCAUCAUCAGCAUAAAACCCGGUACGCAGUGGGACUUGGUGAGGAUGAACCAUGCGAUAUCAAACCUUAUCCCACACCAGGAUACUCUAC